AUGGGUUUAGUUUGUCACUUCAACCACACCCACAAAUUGUUCGAGAGUACAACUCUACACCCAAAGAUGAGUGACGAAUCCAAAUGCCCCGUUGAUCCACGUACACGUGAUAUAUGGCUUCAGAAAUCCAAGGAAGCUCAGAAGGCGCAAGAACAGAGACUGAAUACCCAACAAGAAAAACAACUUAUAUUAUCCAAAGAAACAUCCACAUGGACAUGGAUGAACUUAUUGUGGGCACCUAAGCCAACUUCAUGCCCUAUUCCCCAGGUAAAUGCCUCUGGCGGAUGUCCAGUUCCACAUUCUUCAGGUACCAAUAUCCCAGAGGGACAUCCAAGUGUCAACGGGUUGGCUAUAACUACAAGUGAACCUGAAUCUAUCGAAUGCAAUUCAAAAGAAAUAGACCAGGGAUUAACGACGCCUCCAAAUGCAGUGUCUGGUAGUAAACUAUUGAGUGAACAGAGGGAGAUAUCAAGUAUUCCACGAACCAACGUUGACAGUAACUGGGUAUAUCCAAGUGAGAAACAGUUUUUCAAUGCAAUGUUACGUAAGAAUUGGACUCCUGAAGAGAAGGAUAUGAAAACUGUUGUUCCUCUGCAUAAUUUAGUUAACGAAGUGACAUGGAAGUACAUAUUAAACUGGGAAAAAGGGCAAGGAAGUUGUGGAUGUGAAGAUAUCAAACUAACAUCAUUCAAGGGAGAUUCAAAAAAAAUCACACCAAGGGCAGCUAUUGGACAUUACAUCUUUGGUAGAGAUUUACCAUUUGAUAGGCAUGAUUGGGUUGUCAACAGAUGUGGUAAGGAAGUUGAAUAUGUUAUUGAUUUCUAUACAACACCUGUGAAAGAGGGCGAGGAGCCUAGAUUUUUCUUGGACGUCAGACCUAAGUUGAACAGUCUGGAAGGUUGUAGGAUGAGACUGUAUCGUGCACUGGGACUAUAA
This is a messenger RNA of Pichia kudriavzevii, 936 nucleotides long. RefSeq lists its product as uncharacterized. The transcript has a single exon. Gene Ontology annotation, biological process: cytochrome c-heme linkage. The record is from RefSeq and is a predicted model, not a curated record. Gene Ontology annotation, cellular component: mitochondrion. Lineage: Eukaryota; Fungi; Ascomycota; Pichiomycetes; Pichiales; Pichiaceae. Gene Ontology annotation, molecular function: holocytochrome-c synthase activity. Bases 1 to 936 code for a protein of 311 amino acids.